AUGUACAACUGUUGUUACGAAACACAGGAGGUCGACAUUGGAACGCUACGACAAGUUUAUUGCGUACCAGGAUUAGAAAAUCGAUGCCAGUUUUCUCCUCUCCUUAAUCAUUUACCCCCUCCUCUUUACCUUUCAGAUCUAUUGUCCAUGGCACAACAACCAGUCACUCAAUCUACUCCUGAUAAAGAAGAACACACACAAAACCACAACGUCUUUUUAAAAAUGUUCGAUUAG
Molecule: messenger RNA, 234 nt
Organism: Botrytis porri
Lineage: Eukaryota; Fungi; Ascomycota; Leotiomycetes; Helotiales; Sclerotiniaceae
Exons: 2
Coding region: 1-234 (77 amino acids)
Source: RefSeq, a predicted model, not a curated record